This is a messenger RNA of Ilex paraguariensis (yerba mate), 1359 nucleotides long. NCBI's taxonomy places the organism in Eukaryota, Viridiplantae, Streptophyta, Magnoliopsida, Aquifoliales, Aquifoliaceae. The record is from the annotation of a GenBank genome assembly.
AUGGAGGAUCAAACGGACCAAUCUCUACAAGAAAACCAAGCACUCAUCAAUGGAGCCCGAAACAUCAUAUUCGGAAAGUAUGAGAUGGGGAGGCUAUUAGGCAAAGGCACCUUCGCCAAGGUCUACUAUGGCAAAAACCUCAAAACCUCCGAAAGUGUCGCCAUUAAAGUAAUCAACAAGGAUCAUGUCAAGAAAGAAGGCACGAUGGAGCAAAUCAAGAGAGAAAUCUCCGUUAUGCGUUUGGUUCGACACCCAAAUAUCGUCGAACUCAAAGAAGUCAUGGCCACCAAAAAGAAGAUUUUCUUCGUAAUGGAGUACAUCAAGGGCGGUGAAUUAUUCGCAAAGAUCGCUAAAGGUAAGCUCAAAGAAGACUUGGCAAGAAAAUACUUUCAACAAUUGAUAAGUGCUGUGGAUUUCUGUCAUAGUCGUGGCGUUUAUCAUCGUGAUUUGAAGCCUGAAAAUUUGCUUCUUGAUGAGAAUGGCAACUUGAAAGUCUCAGAUUUUGGGUUAUCAGCUUUGCCGGAGCAUUUGAGAAAUGAUGGGUUGCUUCAUACACGGUGUGGAACUCCGGCGUAUGUGGCUCCGGAGGUGCUGAGAAAGAAAGGGUAUGAUGGAUCAAAAGCCGAUUUAUGGUCUUGUGGAGUGAUUUUGUAUGUGUUGCUAGCUGGGUUUCUUCCAUUUCAAGAUGAGAAUUUGAUGAACAUGUACAUGAAGGUUUUCAAAGCACAGUAUGAGUUUCCACCAUGGUUUUCCUCCGAAGCAAAGAGACUAAUUUCGAAGAUUUUAGUCGCUGAUCCAGAGAAGAGAAUCACAAUUCCGGCGAUAAUGAGAGUGCCUUGGUUUCUAAAGGGAUUCACUAGACCAAUCGCCUUUUCGAUUCCAGAAGUUUUUGGCCAAGAAAAUGUCGAGGAGAAAGAUGUAGAUGAAGAGCUAGAAUUGGUUAGAUCAAAAUCAGCACCACCGUUUUAUAAUGCUUUUGAGUUCAUAUCAUCAAUGUCCUCUGGUUUUGACUUGUCCAGCCUCUUUGAGAGUAAGAGGAAAUCAGGGUCUUUGUUUACAUCCAAAUGUUCAGCUUCUUCAAUCAUGGCAAAGCUUGAAUUGGUUGCUAAGAAGUUGAAUUUCAAGAUUGUUUGUGCAAAGAAAUUUAAGGUGAAAAUGCAGGGAGCUUCCGAGGGGCGGAAGGGGAAGUUAUCGGUGACAGCCGAGGUGUUCGAGGUGGCACCGGAGGUGGCGGUGGUCGAAUUUUCCAAGUCUGCUGGUGACACUCUUGAGUACAAGAAGUUUUGUGAGGAGGAUGCGAGGCCUGCCCUCAAAGACAUUGUUUGGAGUUGGCAAGGUGAGAGCAACUGCCAACAAUAA